Molecule: messenger RNA, 3216 nt
Organism: Diaporthe batatas
Lineage: Eukaryota; Fungi; Ascomycota; Sordariomycetes; Diaporthales; Diaporthaceae
Exons: 3
Coding region: 482-1717 (411 amino acids)
Molecular function (GO): protein binding
Source: RefSeq, a predicted model, not a curated record
CGAGUGGGCCCACUCAUCUUGUUGUCGAGCCCGCACGCCUGCAAGCCUGCAAUGCAGGCCUGACAAGCCUGACAAGCCCGACGAAUUAACCAGGGUCCAGAACAGGCUGAACUGGGAAAGAGGGCGGCCUCUGCCUGCUCUGCCUAACCUAAUCCUCACCUCGGGCAGACAAGAGUGGGCGAGGGAGUGAGUGAGGGAGCUAACAGCGGGUGGUACUGAGUACCUAGGUACUUACAUUGCUUUAGUCUACUCUGUACUGCCACUCACUGCCCGACGAGCUCGCGUCUGUCUGUUCCAGGGCCUGGACCUGACUGGACCUGGACCCGGACCCGGACAAGGAACUGACCUGCCAGCCUGCGACGUGACGAAUAUCUCGUGCCCAACACCAACAACCACCUCCAUUCACUUCUACUUUCCCUCCUUCUCCUCGUCCUCCAGAAAACACCACCGUCACCGUCACCGCCACCGCAGCCCGUCCGCAAUGUCAGGGCCAGGUUCUCCAGGGCAGGAGGGCCCCACGUUUGCCCCGCCACAUCUCCCUCCAGGCUGGAUUGCGCAAUGGGACGCAAGCAGCAGGAAGUACUACUACGUCCAACUGUCCACCGGCGUGUCGCAGUGGGACGUCCCGACAGACGCUGCCCCCGUCGGAGGAGGCACGCCCGCCUCGCAGACCGAGCACCCCUACGGCGUACCCGGCCAGCGGCAGCUCAUCACCCACCCCGACGGCACCCAGACCGUCAAGCACCCGGACGGCUCGCUGGAGCCCGUCAUGCCCAACGAGGCCGGCGCCACGAGGGGCAUUGACGGCGAUGGUCCCAGUGGCGAUAGGGGCCUUGGUACCAUGGCCAUGAACGCAUUGCUUGGUGGCAAGCAGGGCGGCAGCGGCGGCCACAACUCGGCCAGCAGCCCCUUUGGCGGCCUCGCGAACCAGGUCCUCAGCGGCCUCACACAGAGCAACGGCGGCGGCCACGGCCAGCAACAACACCACGGCUCAUCGGGCGCAUCCAGCGGCCUCGGCGGUAAGCUCGUCGGCCAGCUGACCUCCAACCUCUUCUCCUCGGGCAGCAAGCCGUCCCAGCCCCAGAACUACCACAGCGGCCAGUCCGCCCAGUCGUCCCACAGUUCUGGCGGCAUGGCAGGCUCCAUGAUGGGCUCUGUCGCACACAUGUUUGGCGGUCAAUCCGGCGCUUCGAACCAAAACUUUGGAUACAGCAAUGCAGGCCAGACAGGGACCUACAGCGGCUCUGCGCCUCCAACCACAUACCAGCCCCCGGGCUCGUCCUCGCAGCACCAGUCCCCCGCCCAAGGACACAGCGCCCAGACGACCCACAGCAGCCAGCCCGCGAGCACUCCCUCCUACCAUGCGCCCCAACAUACCCCGAGCUUCCCCCCGCCGCCAGGCCAGUACGAGGGCCAGCACGGCUACGCAGGCCACCAGCAGCCACAGCAACAGCAACAACACACGCCGUAUGGCCAGCACGGGCAGAUACCAGGUCCGCCAUCCGGCGCACCUCCUUCGCAAUACGGCCAGUCGCAGUAUGCGCAGGGCUAUGGCCACUCGCAAGCGCCCCCGGCGUAUGGGGGCCAUCAGCAGGGCGGAUACAACGGGGGCACGCCAUCGUACCCCCCGCCCCCGGGCCAAUACCCAGGCCAGGGAGGGUACGGCGCGCAGGACCGCGGGAUGCCACACCACUACGGCAGCAAUCCUGCAUACUAGGCGGGCGGGCGCUUGCUUCUGUGAUCGAACAAGGAAGUGGUUGGCUUAACUGGAUGAUCCAUCCUGGGAAACAUUUAGACUGGCCGUCGGAUCAAUCGAGUCGUGGUUUGAAGAGGGGUUCAUUCCCACGGGCCAUCAUUAUUAUAUGCAACAAGGCAGGGGCGAGGGGUUGAGGGCAUCAUGUGGGUGAGAAAAGCAGGUGUCAUAGACCAGACCGAUUAUACCACGAGCGAGGAACGCAUGGCGGGGCAGCAGCAGCAGCAGUUGAACAGAGCUUCGGUGGUCGAGCGGCUCUCUCAAAAGGGGUUUUUUUUCUUAUGGUGCUAUCAUAAUUCAGCUAGCUACGUACAUGUUUUUGCAACAAGAGAGAGAGAGAAGAAGAAGAAGACGACAGAGAAAAAGAAGAGAAGAAAGCUCAGCACACCCGGCAAGGGGCGGCGGGCACACACAGCCGCCCAGGCCCCUACCGCGUCUUCUUCUGCUCCCCGCCCUGCUGCGGACGGCCACCGUCCCCAUCCCCGUCCCCGUCCCCGUCCUCGGCCACCAUGAGCCCCCUCACGCGCGGCAUGAUGACGCGCGACGCCAGCGCCCACGACAGGGCGGCGGCCAGCACGGCGAGCCCGGCCGCGGGGGCGAGGGUCCGCGGCAGGACGUUGAGCACAAAGGGGUCCAGGAUGAGGUCCGCGAGGACGGGCUCCGGGCGGCGCAUCAGCGCGGCGUCCGUGGUGAAGUAGUCGGCGGCGGCGUCGACGCGCAGGAAGAGGACCGAGGAGAGGCGGUCGCCGUGGCCGUCCCCGGUGGUGCCGUCUUGGUACGGGCGGCGAGUCGUCGUGGGUUCCCCCCGCCUGGACGUGGAGUAGUUGUGGAGCGAGGUGAUGAGCUCCGGGGUGUCGAAUACCUCUGGCAGGGUGUGGGUCUCUAGGCGGAAUGCUGUCGGCUGCUGUUGGGCGGGGGGAGGCGCGGAGGCGGGUUGUUGUUAGUGUGUGCGUGUGUUUUUGUGUUGUACCCCAUCUCGGUUGUAUGAUAUGAAUGAGAAAAGAGGGAACUCACGGUGGCCAGCCAGCAGAUGCGGACCUCAUAGCGCCGGCCCUCGGCGAGGCCGUCGAGGAUGAACCACGAUGAGCUGCCGCGGCUCGAGUCCUGUGUCGGGAAGGACGCGUCAAUGUGGGUCCUGAGCGACCAGUUGUCGUCGUCGGGCGUGAGGGUGUCGAUGUUCAGGGCCGACAGCGACGGCUGCUGGCUGGGGAUGUUGACGGGCUCCGGGCCGAGGAAGAUGGUCUUCUCGACGUUUGCGGCGGCGGGGGAUAUGGAUAUGCCCAGUGCGAGGCAUAUGAGGCUGGCGAGGAGCAUUGUUCUGGAGAGUGGCCCUCUCUCAUAUGAGAGGGAGUGCUGUUACUGUGUAAGAGGUGUGUACAUUGAUACCUAGUGGUAGUGUAAAGGGGAUGGGUGAGAGGCGUAGCACCAGCCACAAUUGAGAAGCGGGAUGCACCGCCACAGUA